Messenger RNA from Suillus discolor, 357 nucleotides. RefSeq lists its product as uncharacterized. The transcript has 3 exons. The coding region runs from base 1 to 357 and encodes 118 amino acids. NCBI's taxonomy places the organism in Eukaryota, Fungi, Basidiomycota, Agaricomycetes, Boletales, Suillaceae. The record is from RefSeq and is a predicted model, not a curated record.
AUGGGCGCCAAAGCAGCUGGAGGAGACGGAAAGGGAUUUGUGGUAGGAGGAGGGGUUGUCUUUGAGGGGGAAGGGAGAGUCGGACACGAAAAGACGCUAAGCGAUGACGAAUUACCCAUCAGAGAAGCACUUGAGCAUGAAAGCACACCAACUCCAGCACCAGUGUUUGAGGAGAAGCCAACAAUAACCUAUGUCCUCCGCGGCCAAAAAGCAACCUUCCAUAACCCCCAAUAUCAUCCUGCCCCCGAAGUUCUUGAGGCAUCUAAACUGCCAAUUGAUCAUCCAGACUUUGAAGUGGCUGCUUCGUCCUCGCUGUCCAUCAUUCAGUGCUGCUUCUGUCAGACACCUCAAGAGUAA